ACCAGGGAGAGGCGUGGCCAAGGCCGGGGCCUGACUAAACCUGAAGACUUCGGGUGGCCGAGGGGCUUCAUCACAGCUGAGGAGCGAGGAGCUGCUGGCAGCCGCGGAUCUCGUCGCCGCUCAGGGUUUUUAGAACUUCAGUUAUAAAAAUGGGCAGAAUUUUCCUUGAUCAUAUUGGUGGUACCCGUCUGUUUUCUUGUGCAAACUGUGAUACGAUCCUGACCAACCGAUCAGAACUCAUCUCCACUCGGUUCACAGGCGCCACUGGCAGAGCAUUUCUUUUUAAUAAGGUAGUUAACCUGCAAUACAGUGAAGUUCAAGAUCGGGUCAUGCUUACUGGCCGCCACAUGGUUCGAGAUGUGAGCUGCAAAAACUGCAAUAGCAAACUGGGAUGGAUCUAUGAGUUUGCCACUGAAGACAGCCAGCGUUAUAAGGAAGGCCGUGUGAUCCUGGAACGUGCUCUAGUUCGAGAGAGUGAGGGCUUUGAGGAGCAUGUACCAUCUGAUAACUCUUGAAGAAGAAGAGAGAAAUCCAUCUUUUCCCAGGUCUCCUUCACUGAAAACAAAAAUCUCCUUACAUACACUGUCACCUUAGCAUCAGAGUCGGAUUCAUGAACCGCGGAACAAGAGGUUGUGAGAAUCUGAGAUGGGACCUUUCUUUCUUUCUUUUUUUUAAAUUUUGUAUUUUUCAUCCAACAGCAGUGUGUAGAGAGAAUAUUAUGCAGAUGCCGUUAAUUUUUUUUUUCCUUAUGUUUACAUCUUGAGGCAGAAGAGUCUAUCUGCAGCUACGUGAUGGGCUAUGUGAGGAAAAAAAUCUGGGCUAUUAGAGUGAAAAAGUGUGUCUUAUGUAAAUUUUGAAGGGAAAAUAUGUCAAGAGCAUGGUUUUUAAACUUAUUUGGGCUUCAUUUUAAAACUUUUUUUUAAAACCCAGUUAUUUCACUUGAUUUGCUAGCUUCAGAGAAGAGAUCCGAAUCUGUGCCCAGCGCUAAAGGCUCAGUGUUAGCAUGGCUUGUGCUGGCCGGUGUGCCAUAUUCUUGUUGGAGAUGAACCGUAGCACCAGAGCCCAUUCUUCCUUGUCAGUCUUGACCCAAAGAUGUCACCAUUCCUAGUUAUUUGUCACCGCAUAAUUGGUGUUGAUUGGAAACUUUCUGAAAUGGGGCAGAACUGCUUGGUUGUCUUUUUCCAUGUAACUUAAGCAUAGUAAUAUAAAUAAAGUAAUAGUUGGAUGUCUUUGGUCCUGUGUUGCUUUUAAAAAACACCUUAUAAAAGGGCAGAGUAUUUGAUAAGUAAUUUUCCUAGUAGUUAAGUGUUUCUUUUCAUCUCUUGAACUAAAUUGACUAUGUAUAAGAUGUUAUUCUUUAUUUAAGUGAAAGCAUACUGUUUAAACCCACAGUAUUGCAUUUAGAAAACAGUUGAACAGAAUGUCAGUGUGCAUUCAUGCAGAAGGUAUUUAAUCUGCAUCUGUUUUAAAAGGAGGAGGAAAUGAAGCAGCUUAUCUAAAAAUACUGCUUUACUAAGCAUUUCAGCCUUUCCCCCUCAGUUUUGCAUUGAUUUUGACAAGUCUGUAGAGCUUAAUAGUUUCAUCAAAGGACUAGAUCCCUCAUUGGCAUUAUUUUGUUCAGAUCUUCCCUCAGAAGUUCAGCUAUUGAAAUCGAACCUGUACUCGGUACCCUCAAGUGAAAAGGGAUCAAAUUUGACUCAGGGUGUUAUUUUAGCCCAAAAUUUAUGACAAUAUGAAGUAUUAAAAUGUAAAUGUUUCUUUAUUCAGACUACUUCUAGGUAUUCUAGUACUUGCUUCUAGUGGAAUAAAUGACAGUAAAAUUGGCUAGUUAUUUAAAUGGAUGGAUGUUUGUAUGCUUGAUAUCUAGGUCUUUGUCUAGAAAGGAAAUUUGCCUCACUGAAUUAGUGAAAUCUUUCUGUUGUUGAUGUUAGAAGUGACUUCUGAGUACAGUUAAGAUUAAGUUCCUCAUAGUUGCCUUUGAGCUCUGGUUAGAGGCACAGGUAUCUGAUUUAAGUAGGUGUAAUAUUGCAUUUGAAAUAAGUGGACACAAAUUCUUCUCUAUCCUCCCUUCUCUAUGGACUAUCUUCAAGCAUUAAGAAACAGCAUUCAUUCCCAUUCAUUUCCAUACUGCCCUUUGAUUAUAUGCAGUUUCCUAGUAGCAUGCCUUACCUAUAGCACUAUGUGCAUUUGCUGUCACAAUAAAGUAUAUU
Cynocephalus volans (Philippine flying lemur) is the source of this 2210-nucleotide messenger RNA. It is a transcript of the gene YPEL5, whose product is annotated as yippee like 5. The record is from RefSeq and is a predicted model, not a curated record. The coding region runs from base 150 to 515 and encodes 121 amino acids. NCBI's taxonomy places the organism in Eukaryota, Metazoa, Chordata, Mammalia, Dermoptera, Cynocephalidae. Gene Ontology annotation, cellular component: ubiquitin ligase complex. The transcript has 3 exons.